Molecule: messenger RNA, 1162 nt
Organism: Oryzias latipes (Japanese medaka)
Lineage: Eukaryota; Metazoa; Chordata; Actinopteri; Beloniformes; Adrianichthyidae
Gene: znf414
Product: zinc finger protein 414
Source: RefSeq, a predicted model, not a curated record
GUAAUGCUCCGUUCAGCUGGUUGACGCUAAUUAAACGCAAACAGAAGAAGGAGCGUCCCUUUAUUAUUGUUACCUCAGGAGCGAUGUUAUCCUCGGUGAACAGCGUCUCCGUCUCUGCUGAAAAUGGAAACGAAGCAGGGAUCCUCAGGAGGGACUGUCCACUGAGCGGCUGUAAACGAGCCUACAAAGAUAGCAUUUCGCUCCAGAACCACAUCAAGGAGCACGAAAUCCCGGCCGAGUCUGUGAACGGUAAGGUGCUGCUGUGCUCCACGGUGGGCUGCAGCGCCUCCUUCCCCAGCAUGCAGAAACUGAUGGUGCAUACGAGGCUUCACCACAAACCCAACAUCUACUUCCAGUGUGAGAGCUGCCGCACAAAGUUGCGCUCGUAUCGUAAUCUUUUGGGUCACCUGCACACCUGCUCCAAGGUGCCUCGGGGUAAACCCAAAGCUGCAGAGCCCGCUACUCCGAUGGUCAAGCCUGCUGAGCAGCCGUCCCCUCAGCUGGAGCCCCUAUCUUCACCCCAGUUGACCUCCUUUGAAAGCACAACGCCGGACAGAUGUGUCCCUGCUGCCUUCCUGUCGGGUCCCACUGACCCCCCCAUGCUAGACCCUCCGGUCUUGCCUCUCCAAGAAAUCUCUCCUCCAAAUCACCCCCCCACACAGCUCCGGGAAACGGCCUCUCCAGUCCCGAGUGAAUCUUAUUAUAGCCUUCCUCCCACUCUGAAGCCCGUCACUCCUAAAGCGGUGGUGGAUCCUCCUGAUUUACAGAGUCAAGUCCAGACGCAGACCUGGACCUCGGAGGCCACUCAUCCCGUCUCCCUACCCGCGGUGUCCUCUCACGGGUCCCCAGCCGUCUGGAGGAAAAGUCAGGGUCUGGGCUGCAGCCGGCGUGUUCUCUGGGAGCACACCAGAGGGUGCUACACCUGCGUACAAUGUGGCCACAGAGCAACCAACCGAAAGGAAAUGAGCGAACACAUCAGCAGCAACCACAGCGGGAGCAGAGCAGCUGAGAACAGGACCACCCCGCCCGUCCUUCACGCCGUUUCAGCUCCUCCCAAACGGCCAGAAGAAGCUGGCGGCAGCGACGCUGGAAAGUGAUGGGCUGUUCCACGGCAAUGUUGCUCUGUGAUCCUCUGAUUAAAAAUGUCCUCUUUCAUUCUGGA